CAUCGACCAACCUUGUGCCACAUCAGCUGUCCUCCACCGACGCUGACCAUUAUUUGUAUCUCUUAUAGCCUCUCUCUCUCCUUCCCCUUCCCUUCUCUUUCACGAUCUGCGAGUUGAAAACGGGCAUGAAGCCGUGCUCGUAACCAGAACCAUGAUGAGCCAGUCCCGCCUGCGGCACCUCGCCGCCCACAACCUCUCGACCUUUCGCCGACAGCCAUGGAACGAGAUCUCGGGCUCUCUGGGCGACCUGGGCACUUUCCUGCCCAUUGUCAUUGCCUUGACCGAAGGCCGCCAAAUCUCCUUGACGACCACCCUCAUCUUCACCGGUCUAUACAACAUCCUCACGGGAGCCUGUUUCGGGAUCCCGCUUCCGGUCCAGCCGAUGAAAGCCAUCGCCGCCGUGGCGAUCCUCAAAUCCCUGACGGCCGGGCAGACGGCAGCAGCCGGAAUAUUUGUCUCGAGCUGCAUUCUCCUCUUCAGCGUUACGGGUCUCCUGUCAUGGUUCACAAAGGUCAUUCCGAUCCCGGUGGUGAAAGGAAUCCAGGUUGGCGCAGGGUUGAGCUUGAUCAUCGCUGCCGGCACCAAAGCACUCUCCUCCCUGUCGUGGACCACGCCGUCCUGGGCGGACAAUUACCAGUGGAUGAUACUGGCCUUUCUUGCUCUUUUUGCCAUCAACCUCCGCCCGCGAACACCGUAUGCCCUGAUCGUGUUCCUCGUCGGCGUCGUCUUUGCCUUGGUCCAGAUCACAGCCGAUGAGAGGCACCACCUCCCAGGAUUCCGAAUGUGGCGCCCGUACACUCAAGCACCGUCGGGGAGAGAGUGGAAGACUGGCAUACUUGAUGCUGGCAUUGGCCAACUGCCACUAACUACCCUCAACUCCAUCAUCGCCGUUACCCACCUGGCCGCUGAUCUCUUGCCCGACAUUGAAACCCCUUCGGUUACAGCAAUCGGUAUCAGUGUUGCAGGCAUGAAUCUGUUCGGAUGCUGGUUCGGAGCCAUGCCUGUGUGCCACGGAUCUGGAGGACUGGCCGCACAAUAUCGGUUUGGCGCUCGCUCGGGCGCCAGUAUCAUCCUCCUUGGGCUUUUCAAGCUCCUACUGGGCAUCCUGUUUGGCGAAAGUCUUACGGAUGUUCUCCACCGCUUUCCCCUAGCAUUCCUCUCGGUUAUGAUCAUCGCGGCGGGGCUGGAACUUGCCAGUGUGGGAGAGAGUCUGAACACGCCCCGGGCGCGAGAUCUGAGCAAAGAAGGGUCGGGCGCAAGACGGACGGAAAUCACAGACGAAGAAAAGAAGCGAAGAUGGACUGUGAUGCUUGUCACGGCUGGGCUGCUUAUUGCGUUCAAGAACGACGCCAUCGGCUUCGCCGCCGGCAUGUGUUGCCACUGGAGCUUUCAACUGUCCAACUAUCUGACGCAAAGAGCAGCAAGAAGACGACACAUGGAGACUCCUGAAGAUGCUGAAGAGCGCGUGAAUCUACUUCCGUGAAGAGUUUGGCAUAUCACCAAGGUAUCUCACUGCCCGACCUUGAAUACGUCCCUGUCACACCAUCAGGCCCCUGAGCUACCAACUCGGCCACCCUGACAGCUCCCAACUUCGGAUGCAUAUCCUCACUAUUCAGCUCUGCAUUGUUCAGCCCCGUCGCACGGUACCCUGGACACACGGUGUUGACCUUCCAGUGCGGAUACAACUUGGAAUAAUACACGGCGAGGGCAUUGACGGCGGACUUGCUCGAAUUAUACCAGGGACCCUUGUACAUGAUCCCACGGUCCAGGGUGGUCUGUAAGGAUCCCAGAGUGGAGGAGACGAAGAUGACUUUGGGUAGUCUGGACUGUUCGAGUAGUGGCGCCAGUUUCUCGGUGAGGACGGCGGUUGAGGUGACGUUGACGCUCAUGCAGAGGUCGAAUUUCUGUCGCAGGGUGGCGUCCGGGGGCAGAUGUUGCGCGGCAGUUCCGGCGUUGUUGACCAGGAUGUCGAGUCUGCCAAAAUGCUGCUGGAUGGCCAAGAAGCAGUGCUCGAUGGACUGAUCGUCGGCGAUGUCGAGUUGGAUGGGGUUGACAUUGAUGGGGGCGCCCAUGCUGGCCACCGCUUCUUCUCCCUUUAAGGUGUCACGGCAUCCCAUCAAGACUUGGUUGUCGGGGCUGUCGUUGGCGAGCCUCUUGACGAUUUCGUAGCCGAUGCCUGUAUUGCCGCCGCUGACUAGGAUGAUUGUCUUGCGCUGUGCGACGACGCUGGACGGGCGGGUUUGGAGUUGCGGUCUGGACAUGGUGUGUGUGCGAGGGGCUACAGCGAUCCUCCAAAUGGACUGGGUAGGGCAGAUGGUUGUCGAGUUGGUGAUGGUAGAGUCCUCCGGUCUAACAAUUGAGGAGCUUUAUUCGAGUAUCAAACGACCAACGAUCAACAAUAACAAGCCGUGUUGAUGAUCGACCCAAAAUCAAUGGCGAUAUGGUCCAGGAGAUUGAGUAUGAGAUGAUCCGAUCGCUACGUCACUCCCAGGCGAAACCGGGCAUUUGCGUCCUCCAAUUUUCUCUUCCCCGCGCCCGAUGUUGAAUAUGUAUUAGGUCCUUUGGGUGCCACGGUGCAAUGGUUAGUAACGCGGCGGAGGAGAGUUAGUCAAACAGACCUUUAUCUCCGAG
Cladophialophora immunda is the source of this 2631-nucleotide messenger RNA. RefSeq lists its product as uncharacterized. Lineage: Eukaryota; Fungi; Ascomycota; Eurotiomycetes; Chaetothyriales; Herpotrichiellaceae. Bases 152 to 1483 code for a protein of 443 amino acids. The transcript has a single exon. Gene Ontology annotation, molecular function: molybdate ion transmembrane transporter activity. The record is from RefSeq and is a predicted model, not a curated record. Gene Ontology annotation, biological process: molybdate ion transport.